Messenger RNA from Fusarium tjaetaba, 939 nucleotides. RefSeq lists its product as uncharacterized. NCBI's taxonomy places the organism in Eukaryota, Fungi, Ascomycota, Sordariomycetes, Hypocreales, Nectriaceae. The transcript is spliced from 2 exons. The record is from RefSeq and is a predicted model, not a curated record. The coding region runs from base 1 to 939 and encodes 312 amino acids.
AUGAGCACAUCAUCGCCUGCCCCUGGGGUACAGAACAUGGCUCAGCGAUUGACGGAAAUUGUGCUCCUUAAUCUGAUGACCGCCGACUUCAAGAACCACAUCUUCUACAACUCCAACCGCCGCCUCGAGGAAGCGAAACAGAAGGGGAUCACCCUCAGCGACAUCUCUAUCGGAGACGACUGCCUUGCUACAUGGACUGAUCGCACUUGGGACCCCGAUACAGCGUCUCUGCACGAUUUUCUUCAAGAGGAUGCCUUGAAUCUUCUUGAAGCGCAAGAGGCUAGCGUUAUGGGCGCUGCAGCAGACGAAGCGAAUGCGUUUCUGCUCGAGAGCAAUGGAGAUGAUGAUGGCAGCAUCAAUGAAGAUACACACUCUCUCGAAGCAACACCUCUCAACAAUGAAACCGAAGACACUAAGAGCGACAGGCUCAUGGACAUAGACGAUGCCGAAACUACCGACUCCGACGAAGAAAGUGACUCCGAUAUGGAGUCUGUGGUGGCUGGAAAUGGCGAUGAUCUCGCCAACGACCAGAUCGAAACAUCCAACAUCUUCGACCCUGAGCCCUCGUAUGAUGAUCCCGACGACUACGACGAACCAAACAUUUUCCACGGCGCUCAAGUCAUGGGUGUCCCGGCCCAACACUCCAUCGUUGACCUCGAAGUUUACCUUGCCGAAGAUGAGGACGAGGUCCAAGAUCUUCCACAGCUGGAGUUGGCUAUCGAUCAAGAGUCCUACGAACACUACUUUGGAACUGACGGAGCGAUCGAUCUGGAGAUCGUUGGGGGGCGACUCGUCUGCACCGGAGAGCUUUUUGAGGAGGACCAGGAGAUGACAUUGGAUGAUGUGGCGGACCAUAUGGAGGUCUUGUCACUCACGGCUAGCGAUGACGAACAGCUGGAAGCAGAGGACGGAGAUGGGAGCGGCGAGGAUGAGGGUUGA